Molecule: messenger RNA, 1041 nt
Organism: Actinia tenebrosa (Australian red waratah sea anemone)
Lineage: Eukaryota; Metazoa; Cnidaria; Anthozoa; Actiniaria; Actiniidae
Biological process (GO): G protein-coupled receptor signaling pathway
Cellular component (GO): plasma membrane
Molecular function (GO): G protein-coupled receptor activity
Source: RefSeq, a predicted model, not a curated record
AUGGUAUCGAACAACCAAACAAGCCAAGUAGGGGAGACUUUUCGUCAGGCUACUUGUAUAUCAACAGGAGUGAUAUCUCUUUUUCUAGCCAUCUUCACAAGCGCCGGGAAUGGUUUUCUUCUCUACGUACUGCAUAAAGAUCCACUAAAAGUUCUUCGUAGACCAGUGACUGUCUUCAUUGGGGCACUAGCUGUCGUUGACUUUUUAACAGGGGCAUUUUCAGACUUCGCCUUCGCUGCUCAUGAGUUUGACUGCGCUAUGGGCGCAAAUAAUUAUCCAGGAGCGAUUGGGAACUUUUCCGGAAUCGCCUACUUCUUCACUGUUAACAGUGCUCUCCUUCUCGUCGCUGCUUUGUCCGUGGAAAGAUUAAUCGCGGUGGCCUUUCCCCACUACUACUACCGAAAUUAUGUUACCAAAAGAAAGAUCUUCAUUGUGGUAGCAGUUAUCUAUACCCACUCCUUUGUGUUCGCAAUGCUUCAACUGGCGAAAAUCCCCAACCAAAUUUACCACAACCUUGACCUUAACAUUCACAUCAGUUUCCCAGUAGCAACAGUAUCUAUUACCUACGGGGCCAUUUAUGUGAUUUUCCGAAAAAGACGCCUAAGAAUCGAUACCCACAAAUCAGGAGAAAACGCUACCCAAAGGAAUGCAUCAGUCGUUGUCGAAAGCUCAGAUGUUAGACGUCAAAUCCGAAAUCUCAAGAUUGAACAGCAGCUCGUUUCAACUGCUUUUAUUAUAUUAUUGUGCAUGAUCGUAGCUUUGAUUCCGUAUCUAGUUUUUGUGUACGUAGAGAUUGAAUGUCCCAGCUGCAUCGAUACUGAAUGGUUCUUUGCAGGCAGGCGCCUGUGCGUUCCAUUUCUCUUCAGCAACAGCGCGGUUAAUCCGCUAAUAUAUGCCCACAGGCUGCAACAUUACAAAAACUCAUUUCGUGCUAUACUCAUAGAUUCGCAAUCUCGAGUUAUAUCACUAACUAGCCAUAUAUAUAUGAAACAAAAAUCGGUUGUUCCGACGCAGAGCAUACGAGAAACUCCUUCACCUUGA